UGAUACCCUCUGGGCUGCGGCGGUUAGUCCUCUCCCGGCCGCCGUCGCCUCCGACAUAUUGCCCGCAGGAGCUGCGGCGGCGAAGCGGAGAGCGCCGGGGGGGAGGAGAUGGGUGAGCAGAGCGGCUCAGGCUCGGCCCGGCAACGAGCGGGUGUGCGGGUCCUGGGUCCUGCUCAUGAGAUACCAGGAUGCCUAUUGAGCUGAAUUAUGCGGCCCUGGAGGAGUUAUAGGCCUCCAGAAACUUAUGUCUGAAUGGGCUCCAGUGUGUACCAGAGCUGAGACCACAAGUCCCAGCCACGAUACUCUGUGACACAGUGAGGACGAAGAGGUCCCAACAGGACAUCUUACUGUCGAAAUCCGCUCUGCGAGCCAGGAUCCUCAGGGGGCUCUGGUGGAAGCCACACUUCCAGUGCAUCAGUGACCAGUGUUCGUUCCCGUACCAGGAGCAGUUCUGGAACAGGCCUCUCCAGCCCGCCUCUGGCCACCCAAACGGUUGUGCCUCUACAGCACUGCAAGAUCCCCGAGCUGCCAGUCCAGGCCAGCAUUCUGUUUGAGUUGCAGCUCUUCUUCUGCCAGCUCAUAGCGCUCUUUGUCCACUACAUCAACAUCUACAAGACAGUGUGGUGGUAUCCACCUUCCCACCCGCCCUCCCACACCUCCCUGAACUUCCACCUGAUCGACUUCAACUUGCUGAUGGUGACCACCAUCGUUCUGGGCCGCCGCUUCAUUGGGUCCAUCGUGAAGGAGGCUUCUCAGAGGGGGAAGGUCUCCCUCUUUCGCUCCAUCCUGCUGUUCCUCACCCGCUUCACCGUUCUCACGGCAACAGGCUGGAGUCUGUGCCGAUCCCUCAUCCACCUCUUCAGGACCUACUCCUUCCUGAACCUCCUGUUCCUCUGCUAUCCGUUUGGGAUGUACAUUCCGUUCCUGCAGCUGAAUUGCGACCUCCGCAAGACAAGCCUCUUCAACCACAUGGCCUCCAUGGGGCCCCGGGAGGCGGUCAGUGGCCUGGCGAGGAGCCGGGACUACCUGCUGACGCUUCGGGAGACGUGGAAGCAGCACACGAGACAGCUGUAUGGCCCAGACGCCAUGCCCACCCAUGCCUGCUGCCUGUCGCCCAGCCUCAUCCGCAGUGAGGUGGAGUUCCUCAAGAUGGACUUCAACUGGCGCAUGAAGGAAGUGCUUGUCAGCUCCAUGCUGAGCGCCUACUAUGUGGCCUUUGUGCCUGUCUGGUUUGUAAAGAACACACAUUACUAUGACAAGCGCUGGUCCUGUGAACUCUUCCUGCUGGUAUCCAUCAGCACCUCCGUGAUCCUCAUGCAGCACCUGCUGCCUGCCAGCUACUGUGACCUGCUGCACAAGGCCGCCGCCCAUCUGGGCUGUUGGCAGAAGGUGGACCCAGCACUGUGCUCCAACGUGCUGCAGCACCCGUGGACCGAAGAAUGCAUGUGGCCGCAGGGCGUGCUGGUGAAGCACAGCAAGAACGUCUACAAAGCCGUAGGCCACUACAACGUGGCUAUCCCCUCUGAUGUCUCCCACUUCCGGUUCCACUUCUUUUUCAGCAAACCCUUGCGGAUCCUCAACAUCCUCCUGCUGCUGGAGGGCGCUGUCAUUGUCUACCAGCUGUACUCCCUAAUGUCCUCUGAUAAAUGGCACCAGACCAUCUCGCUAGCCCUCAUCCUCUUCAGCAACUACUAUGCCUUCUUCAAGCUGCUCCGGGACCGCCUGGUAUUGGGCAAGGCCUACUCAUACUCUGCUAGCCCCCAGAGAGACCUGGACCACCGUUUCUCCUGAGCCCUGGGGUAACCUCAGGGACAGCAUCCAGGCUUCAGCCAGGGGCUCCCUGGCAAGGGGCUGUUGGGUAGGAGUGGGAGGGGGGCAAAAAAAAAAGGAAAAAAAAUCCACCAGAGCUUUGUAUUUUUGUUACGUACUGUUUCUUUGAUAAUUGAUGUGAUGAGGAAAAAGUCCUAUUUUUAUACUCCCAA
This is a messenger RNA of Callithrix jacchus (white-tufted-ear marmoset), 1982 nucleotides long. RefSeq names its product transmembrane protein 39B (gene TMEM39B). Gene Ontology annotation, cellular component: membrane. The record is from RefSeq and is a predicted model, not a curated record. NCBI's taxonomy places the organism in Eukaryota, Metazoa, Chordata, Mammalia, Primates, Cebidae.